Messenger RNA from Macrosiphum euphorbiae (potato aphid), 1800 nucleotides. The record is from the annotation of a GenBank genome assembly. NCBI's taxonomy places the organism in Eukaryota, Metazoa, Arthropoda, Insecta, Hemiptera, Aphididae.
AUGCCGAGUAUUUUGGAAACACGUCUUGACAUUAAAUUUAUAAGGACUUAUAAUGUCCUGAACGACCUCCAGAUCACAAAUCUUGUCUAUGAACGAAAGUUGUUUGCCCAGAAAACCGCAAUCCGAGAGAUUACCAAAGAAGAGUGUCAACAAAUGUUAAAACUCGAAUUGAACGUCAUGACACUUUGUGGUUUAGCCUUGGACGAGUACUUUAUUCCUAAAUCUUUAUUUAUCAAUGAGAGAGUCAGUAUCAUGAAAGUGUUGUGCAAUCGAAUUGAUCACUUGUACUUCAGUAUGUUUCAAAUGUUUUCUAUUGGAUGUGUGUUAUUGGUAGAGUACAUGGCAUUUCAAUCAAAAAAUAAACAGUUUAUAACCAACGAAAGCCAUCCGCUAAUCGUAUUAAUGUCGAAAAAAAAAUGCGAUCCUGCAAUGUAUUCAGCAGCAGCUACGUUCGAAUAUGAACAACAUGAUAUCGAGAUGGCUAGGCGAUACAUCGAAGAAGGAAUUAUAAAUCACCCAAAUAAUCAAACUCUUUAUUUAGAACAAUUGUGGAUUGAAGUGAUGCACUUGGGUGAUGUAGAAGGCGGUGAUUUGAAUGAAUUGAAAGCAAUUCAAAUUUAUAAAAAUGCAAUAAAAAUUUUCGAAAUGGACAUGGAUUUUCAUAUGUCAUUGAUAAACAGAUCUAUAGAAGUAAAACCCAUAUGGAGAAUACAGAACGAAAUUGUCUGUGAUUUAAUUGUAAUAUACAAACAAAGUGAUGUUAUGUGGCAUAAAGUUGCUACAUUGUGCGCUGACGGAUUUAUAUUCGACCACGAUGAUAGCUCCUUCGGAUACUUCACAGACUUCAAAAAAAGAGCGAGGAGUUGUAUUCAAACAUACAAUGAAGGAUUGAAACAUGUAUUAGGCAUCACAAGAAAACGUAAUUUGAUGAAAUUGCUUACUGAAUAUAUAAUAAAACUUUGGAAAUAUAAUAAAGGUAUUCAAAUAUUGGAAAUCAAUGACCUCGUGAAAAGGGAAAUGAAAAAGGCAUUCCUGAUGGGCCACUUUGACCUUGGAGGUCUCCACAACCCAGAAUAUUACGUUUAUUGGGCGGUACUUUCUGAAGAGAAUCGUCCCGAAAUAUUACAAUUGGCGAUCGAUUGCAACAAAGACAACGUUCAAGUGUGGGCUGAAGUUUUAGAAUAUAAUGUCGUACAUUUCGAUAGUUAUAGAACAGUAAAAAAGACUUUUGAUAUCGGCAAUCAGGCAUUGGGAAACAAGUCAUCUAUGUUGUGGAAAAUUAUGGAUUCGUUUUUGCAACAGUACUGUGACGUCACACUGCUUGGGAAGUUUUAUGAAGAUGGCGCCAAGAGCCCCUACCAAGAGAUCAGCAAUGUGUACAAAGUCGACUACCUUGAAUGGCUUCAUAUGUACGAAGGCAUAUCCUCUGCUCGAGAACAGUUCAACCAAUUGAAAAACUUAAAACCGGAGAACAAAAAAUUGUACACGAACAUGAUUGAGUACGAGAAACUACAAGAGCCGAUCAACGUCAGCACCAUAAGAAACCUGUACGACCUCGCGUGCUCGACAUUUUGCCGUCAAGGCACUGAAGUCAGUUUAUUUGCAAAAUGCAUUGAGUUCGAGUUAACAUACGUUGGGAGUUCUACGGCCGAAAGAAUCUAUAAGGUGGCGUUGCGGAUUCUCAAACCACAUUUGAGGACUGAUUUGAAACGCAUGUACAAGACGAUAAAUGAAGCUCACAGAAAACGCACCGUUACUAUCGACCCAGUUAUUAUUGAAAUUUCAGACGAUGAAGAAUAG